CUUGUCAGCCCCGGGCUUUUCACCUUCCACUUAUGUUCACGACCUUCCCAAACUGCGAGAAUUGACUUGUUGCAGUCACUGUGACAGCAGAGUCCUUGCAUACACCACCCCCAGACGCCAUGUCUGACAGAUGCCACGGCUUCCUCCUGCCCUGAUCCGCCAGGCGACCUCCCAAAAUCCACUCCUCCCUCUGCUCCUUCGAGUAUGUCGCGACCUCCCCUCAGCUCGCAACGAGCUUCGGUGGCUUGAAGAACACGCUCGUAGUCUCGUCAAUACACAGACAUUUGCUAGCCACAAGGCUGUGGACUCUCAUGGACUACCCAGGUUGGAUCCGAGCGAAGAGACGGGCUCUGUCGACUGGCAGACUGUAAAACUUGAUACAAAGAUCGAGGAUUGCCAUGGACCUUUGAACCAGACACAACAGGGCGUUCCCAUUACUAAAGCCAUUGAUGGACGAGGAUCCAGGAAAGUCGCUGCAGUUCCUACAGGAUCUAUCAUUUCUUCGUCGACGGCUCAAGCGCAAUCCGUUCGAAUUCGAAAACACGACGUGGGAGGAACCGCCCACAUAACCGCAGAACAGCGAAAGCUCACGGUGCGCAAAGUCAAAGUCCAAACUGACCGCACACGAAUUCGGACUUACAGCGUCGGCGAAGUCUCUACCCUGAAAGCAGAAGGUGCAGGGCCCAGUAUUCGCCAGGUUCGAACGCGGAAUGACCAGAGCAUUGUUCACGCCCCUACACCAGCCAAGAUCAGGUCAUGGCAUGAUGAGGGUGUCCGUGAGCCAGGUUUGUGGCCUCCCUCGAGCGAGGAUUUGAUCAGGAGUGAGACAGCCGAGCAUGCGCAGGUGAAGAAGAUUCUGGCCCAGAAUGUGGGCAAGAGAUCCAAGGGUAUGCCACUCCAGUACAUCAUCGGCAACCAGCCUUUUGGCAACCUCGACAUACUAUGCCAGCCCCGUGUCUUAAUACCCAGGCCAGAGACAGAGACGUACACUGAAAAGGUUGGCAACCUGCUAUUGUCCGCGCUUUCCUCCACAUAUCCCUCGACGGGUUCAGGGCCGCAGAGCCGCAAGAAGUUCCGGAUCUUGGAUCUCUGUACAGGAACCGGAUGCAUAGCACUGCUUCUCCACUCGAUCCUCAAGCCUCCUGGACAUGUCUCAGGCAACGACUCGGCCGCCAUAUCUCCAAAUAUGAGUAUUGAAAUCCUCGGCAUUGACAACAGCCCGGAUGCCGUUUCCCUGGCCCAAAAGAAUCUGGCACACAACAUCUCACAGAAGUUGCUGCAUCCGGAUGCCGUCAACGAUGUCUCCUUCCGGAAUGUAGAUGUUCUGGGUUUGGCGAAGCGAGCCGGCGACGGCGAGGAUACGCAGCACCAGAUUCGCAAGGUUCUCAACGGCGCGGCCGGUGACGUCGGCGAACAAUCGAAGGAGGAGGAUAGUUCCUCGCCAACUGCGCCGUGGGACGUGAUCAUCGCCAAUCCUCCGUACAUUGGCCCCAAGGACUACGAGCCUGGCGGAAGGACAGAGCCGAGCGUGCGUAACUACGAGCCCAAGGAGGCGCUUGUUCCCACCUUUGCUCGAGGUGAAGACUGGUACCGCUAUCGAUCCUCUUCGAUCGUCCUGGCCGACCUGUUUUAUUGGCCGCUGGUGCGCAUCGCCAGAGCCGUCGACGCCAAACUCCUACUUAUGGAGGUGGGCGACUCGGAACAGGCGUCUCGCGUGUGCAAGCAGGUGUUACGCCACUACAGCUCGCCCACGGCUCGGAGGCAGCUCACGCCGCGGCUCGAAACUUGGAGGGAUGACGGCUCUGUGAGGAUCGUCCCCACCCGACCGUCUCCAAGCUUCGACGCCGAUUUCGAAGAGGCGACCGACCCAACCGUCGCGGACCGGGCGGUCGUCGUGUGGACGAAUCAGAUGGCCGACUGGCGCCGCGACACUCUCCCUACUUCCAACCCCGAACUUGACAGGACACCUACCUGAACACGCAGGAUGGAAAGGCAAGCCGCCCUGAACGCGGAAACCUGACGAGCGAGAAGGAAGGUAGAAGAGGCUGGACGAAUCCAAAAGGGAGACUUGGGCCUGAGACCUUGGCCAGGAAGAGAAAUGAUGGUCCCGGGUGAACAAUUCUACAGUAAAGGAAUAUAUAACUCUGAAUGUUGGAUGGAACUGUACCACUCUGAUGUUUCAUGAUCCCAAAUUUGGCCUCCGGGCCCUAUCUACUGCUCUAGAAACCUAGUCAACUGCGCAACCACCUCAUGGUGGUCUCCCGAUCGAGCCAGCAUCAGC
Cladophialophora immunda is the source of this 2281-nucleotide messenger RNA. RefSeq lists its product as uncharacterized. NCBI's taxonomy places the organism in Eukaryota, Fungi, Ascomycota, Eurotiomycetes, Chaetothyriales, Herpotrichiellaceae. The transcript has a single exon. Gene Ontology annotation, biological process: methylation. Gene Ontology annotation, cellular component: mitochondrion. Gene Ontology annotation, molecular function: nucleic acid binding; methyltransferase activity. The record is from RefSeq and is a predicted model, not a curated record. Bases 131 to 1975 code for a protein of 614 amino acids.